Messenger RNA from Drosophila miranda, 2595 nucleotides. RefSeq names its product tyrosine 3-monooxygenase (gene ple). Gene Ontology annotation, cellular component: cytoplasm; perikaryon; axon. Gene Ontology annotation, molecular function: tyrosine 3-monooxygenase activity; iron ion binding. Gene Ontology annotation, biological process: dopamine biosynthetic process from tyrosine. NCBI's taxonomy places the organism in Eukaryota, Metazoa, Arthropoda, Insecta, Diptera, Drosophilidae. Bases 440 to 2167 code for a protein of 575 amino acids. The transcript is spliced from 7 exons. The record is from RefSeq and is a predicted model, not a curated record.
UGGAGCAUGCAUUGAUUCGCUAUCAUCCGCUCUAAAGACUUGUGCCCAGCCUCAAGUAGUUUGCUGACUCUGUUUGUUGUAAUACAAUUAGCUGAAAGGAUAUCCCAACCCAAAACAAGAACCGUCAUAUCAGUUUCGAAGUCGCGAAAGGAUCCCGCAAAAUACCGACAAAUAUCCGCCGUGAAUCGAGAGUUCUUGUUCAUUCAGCUCAAUUCUAGACGCAAACAGUUCAGUUCCAGGAGCAUUUUCCCAGCCAACUUUUUUUCCAACUCCUCGCGCCAAUAAGCAGUGAAAGUGUCAAUACAUUUCGAGUGCUUAUUGCCAAAUCAAAUACGAUAAACAAAAAGCCAACAAGCAAAUAGUAUUCUAAGUGUUUUAGCCAACACUUUGCAUAAAUUUUUGUUAUCCUCACUAAUCACAAAACCCAACACAAAACAAAAUGAUGGCCGUUGCAGCAGCCCAAAAGAAUCGCGAGAUGUUCGCCAUCAAGAAAUCUUACAGUAUUGAGAAUGGGUAUCCAUCGCGCCGUCGCAGCCUGGUGGACGAUGCCCGCUUCGAGACUCUGGUGGUCAAGCAGACCAAACAGACCGUCCUGGAGGAAGCGCGCAACAAGGCAAAUGACGCUUCUCUGGAGGAAUGCAUUCAGCAGGCCCAGGAGCACAUCCCAGCCGAGCAGAAUGUGGAGCUGCAGGACGAGCAGCCCCAUCUCGAGAACCUCGAGCUGCCCAUGGACAACGACUACGUUCCAGUUGAAGAUUUUGAGAUUGAGAGCGCUGAGACGGAGCAGUCGCAGGAACCUGCGGGCCAGGCGCCCAAGAACGAUUACGGUCUUACCGAGGAAGAGAUUUUAUUGGCCAACUCCGCCUCCGAGUCCCCCGAGGCUGAGGCAGCCAUGCAGAGCGCCGCAUUGGUGGUGCGCCUCAAGGAGGGCAUCUCCUCGCUGGGCCGCAUCCUGAAGGCCAUCGAGACCUUCCACGGCACCGUCCAGCAUGUGGAGUCGCGUCAGUCGCGCGUCGAGGGCGUCGAUCAUGAUGUGCUCAUCAAGCUGGACAUGACUCGCGGCAAUCUGCUGCAGUUGAUCCGCUCGCUGCGCCAGUCGGGCUCCUUCAGCAGCAUGAAUCUGCUGGCUGAGAACAACAUCAGCGUGAAGGCGCCCUGGUUCCCCAAGCACGCCUCCGAGCUGGACGACUGCAACCAUCUGAUGACCAAGUACGAGCCCGAUCUCGACAUGAACCAUCCCGGAUUCGCCGACAAGGUGUACCGCCAGCGUCGCAAGGAGAUUGCCGAGAUUGCCUUCGCCUACAAGUACGGAGAUCCGAUCCCAUACAUCGCCUACACCGAUGUGGAGGUCAAGACCUGGCGCUCGGUCUUCAAGACCGUCCAGGAUCUGGCCCCCAAGCAUGCCUGUGCCGAGUACCGUGCCGCCUUCCAGAUGCUCCAGGACGAGCAGAUCUUCGUCGACCACCGUCUGCCCCAGCUCCAGGAGAUGUCCGACUUCCUCCGCAAGAACACUGGCUUCUCUCUGCGUCCGGCCGCCGGUCUCCUGACCGCUCGCGACUUCCUCGCCUCCCUGGCCUUCCGCAUCUUCCAGAGCACCCAGUAUGUGCGCCACGUCAACUCGCCCUACCACACCCCCGAGCCGGACUCCAUCCACGAGCUGCUGGGACACAUGCCGCUGCUGGCCGAUCCCAGCUUUGCCCAGUUCUCGCAGGAGAUUGGCCUGGCCUCCCUGGGUGCCUCUGAUGAAGAAAUCGAGAAGCUGUCCACGGUCUACUGGUUCACUGUUGAGUUCGGUCUCUGCAAGGAACACGGUCAGAUCAAGGCCUACGGUGCUGGUCUGUUGAGCUCCUAUGGCGAGCUGUUGCACGCUAUCAGCGACAAGUGCGAGCAUCGCGCCUUCGAGCCAGCCUCCACGGCGGUGCAGCCGUACCAGGACCAGGAGUACCAGCCCAUCUACUAUGUGGCCGAGAGCUUCGAGGAUGCCAAGGACAAGUUCCGUCGCUGGGUCAGCACAAUGUCCCGCCCCUUCGAGGUGCGCUUCAACCCACACACCGAGCGCGUCGAGGUAUUGGACUCUGUGGACAAACUGGAGACCCUGGUCCACCAGAUGAACACGGAGAUCUUGCACCUGACCAAUGCCAUCCACAAGCUGAAGCGUCCCUUCUAGAGUGGUGGUUUCUCUGUCCAAAUCUGCACCCCCCCCCCCCACAGCCCCACGGCCCCCCUCUCACAUACAUACAGGUGCAACGGUCUCAUCUUAUACAAAUUAAUUUUAAAUUGACAUACCGCACAAUCCCUCUCCCUCGUUAGCCUGAAACCUGAAACCCCAAGACAAUUCAGGGCAUCGCAUAUAUAUUUUUUUUUUUAUGUUUUUGUUUGUUUUAUUUUAUUUUAUUGUCAUUUGAAGUUCUGUUUGUUUCUUCCAAGAAAAGCAUAUUUAUUUUUUUGAUCACCCAGAAAACCCAGUACCUUCCCCCUCCCAUAAUCCACACCCCCUGUAUCACCGCAACUAUUAUUGGACCAAAAAAUCGUUAGACUUUUAAGUGAUGUGAAAACAAAGCCAAGCAAAGCGAAUUUCAGUGAAGUGAAAGCAAA